This is a messenger RNA of Eleginops maclovinus (Patagonian blennie), 2780 nucleotides long. RefSeq names its product calcium/calmodulin-dependent protein kinase IGb (gene camk1gb). Gene Ontology annotation, cellular component: intracellular anatomical structure. NCBI's taxonomy places the organism in Eukaryota, Metazoa, Chordata, Actinopteri, Perciformes, Eleginopidae. Gene Ontology annotation, molecular function: ATP binding; calcium/calmodulin-dependent protein kinase activity; calmodulin binding. Bases 144 to 1748 code for a protein of 534 amino acids. The transcript is spliced from 14 exons. The record is from RefSeq and is a predicted model, not a curated record. Gene Ontology annotation, biological process: peptidyl-serine phosphorylation.
UGAUGUUUGUAAUGUUCCUUUAGUGCAAAUGUUUCUCUAAUUGCUUUUCUGUAAUAACUGUGACAGAGCAACAUUCAUCAUCAUUCCUGACGCUCUCAUUGGCUGGCUCUACUCAGGGAAAACACUUCACCUCGUUCUGAUAAAUGACCAUGACAACCUCUUCGCCCAGUAUCCAUGACGACAUGAUGAGCAGGUCGAGAUAUUAUCAUUCCGCCUCUAUGAACGGCACGUGCCUGAACCUCAGAUCUCUGCAGCAGAGUUUAGUCCGCCCCUCCCCUCGCCUCUCCAUGGAUGUAAUCUCUGACUCCACAACAGGUAGCUCUUGUGAUGUCCCAGACAGAGUAAUCCGUCCAGACUUCGCAGAGCAUUUGGCAGGAGAGUCAGAGCUGAGCUCCUCCAGCACAGAGUCUCUAGACGUCCCUGUUGAAGGCUGCAAAGAGAUGGGUCGUCAGGAGACCGAGUGGAUGAAGUACACCGAGAACAUCGAGGAUGUGUUCAUCUUCAUGGAGGAGCUGGGAUCCGGGGCGUUCUCUGAGGUGUUCAUGGUGAAGGAGAAGAAGACGGGGAAGCUGUUCGCCAUGAAGUGUGUGAAGAAGAAACAGAAGCGAGACCUCAAUCUGGAGAACGAGAUCGCCGUGCUGAGGAGAAUCAAACACGACAAUGUGGUGGGGAUGGAGGAUUUCUAUGAAAGUCGGACCCACUACUAUCUCGUCAUGGAGCUCGUUGCAGGCGGUGAGCUCUUUGACCGUAUUCUGGACCGGGGGGUUUACUCGGAGAAAGAUGCCAGCAGGGUGAUCCGGCAGGUUCUGCAUGCCGUGCACUACCUGCACAAAAACGACAUUGUGCAUCGUGACCUGAAGCCGGAGAACAUCCUGUACUACAGUCAGGAGGAAGACUCCAAGAUCAUGAUCAGCGACUUCGGCCUCUCCAAGAUGGUCGACAGCGACAUCAUGUCCACAGCCUGCGGCACCCCGGGAUACGUAGCUCCUGAAGUUUUGGCACAGAAGCCGUACAGCAAGGCCGUGGACUGCUGGUCCAUUGGAGUUAUCACCUACAUCUUGCUCUGUGGAUAUCCCCCUUUUUACGAAGAAAGUGAGACAAGACUGUUCUCCAAGAUCAUUAAGGCGCAGUAUGAGUUUGACUCGCCCUUCUGGGAUGAUAUUUCUGAAUCUGCUAAAGACUUCAUCCGUAACAUGAUGCAGAAAUCUCCCAGCAUGCGCUUCUCCACUGAAAUGGCCCUCAGACAUCCCUGGAUUAUCGGAAAGACGGCCCGGAGCCAGGACAUCUACUACUCUGUCAGCGUUCAGAUCCAGAAGAACUUUGCCAAGUCCAAGUGGAAGCAAGCCUACAACGCAGCCGUGGCCAUCAACCACAUGAAGAAGCUGCAGCUGGCGCACUCAGAGCAGGUGUUGAGCAAGCCCAGCAUCCCCGAGAUCAACGUGACCGAGGCCUCCUCCCCUCCCAAGAACCACAAACGCCUGGAUCGAGACAAACCAGACCCCAAGCCAACGGCGAUCAACGGGAAGGUGAACGGGACGACCCACAUGUCCCUGCCCACCAGCCCCAUCGAGCUGAAGAGCCACGUCCACGCCCUGAAGGCCACUCAGAGCCAGGCCUGCCCCCACCACGCGCCCUCCAUCGCCGAGCAGGGCAAGAACGUGUACCACUCAGAGCCGGCCAACCUCAACGGGUACAUUAAAAACCGUACAGGUAAGACGGUGCAGACUGGAGUUUGCUCCGUCAUGUGAAGGCUGCAUGAGGUUUACCUGGAAACAUUUUACCUGGUCAGUGUUGCAGUGCUGACUCAGCAUGCAGCUGUUUUGUGUCAGCAGGUCCCGGCACGGUGUUGAGAAGUGGAUGAACCUCCGACGGACUCUAACGGUCUGCGAGGUCCUCACAGUCAGUGGGACGUUUUUAUUUUUCUUGGAAAGAGUGCCUAAGAAGCUACACACACACACACACACACACACACACACACACACACACACACACACACACACACGCUUUGAGAUGCACAUGACUCACUUUAACUCAGAUGCACAGGGUAGGCUUCAGUAAACAGGACCGUUCAGACAGUGUUGAAGAGAUUAAAGCUCCUUCUGUUUAAUGUGCAGCUCAUUCAUGGUGAAGGAGUCUCUGAGCUCUGAACGCCCCAUGAAGGCUUUAAUCACAGUUCCUGUUUGUUUUUAUCAGGGAGUUUAAUUCAUCUGUGUUCAUUAAAUGUCCAGGAUUAUUAAGCUUGUGGUAACAUGUUUAAGAAAAUACACACAACGCAAUAAUAUGAAUUAUUGUACAUCAUGUGUUAAAUAUUUUUCCUUCUUCAUGCAAAACUACAUUUCUUAGCGCUGGAGGAUAUAUGAAACUGCAUGUGUGCUGCUUUAAAUACGCCAUAAUGAUAUAAACGUAUCUGGAUAAGCUCAUUUUUUUUGUUUGUGUUGAUUGCUUGUCUAUUUUAUUUUUUUAUUUCUCAUGUAUUUUCUUCCUUUUUAAAAAAACCAAACAUAAACAAAUAUAUAUUGACAAAAAAACCUAUAUUUUCAGCGUAAAUGCCACAAGUAUAUCAAGUAUAUAUUGCCAACUCAUAGCUGUCACAUGCAUUCAACCUGCUAGAAUAUAAAGUGUGUUUAUAUUCGCUGUAAUAGGUGUUGCUGUAAGCUCUUCAUUUUGCACAGUUAUUUGUUCCUCUGCUUUGUGUUGAUGCAAAAACAGUUGUUGAUCUAGUCCAUGUAUUAGGAUGGGAUCCCUGUAUGCUCAUAAAUAAAGCUUGUUCAGAAUCUGAA